AUGGCAAUCUCUAGCGCAAACAAGGAUUCAAAUGAGCAGCUGAUUCUCGGAAUUUAUUUUGCAAAUGGAACUCCUUGGAUUUUCCAUGUCCGCAUAUACAACACACCAGAUUUACACACCCGUACAAACAUCACUUCACAACUCCUCGAGGACAUGGCACCGAACAUAUGGUAUCUAUGGUUGCUCUUCGUCGUACAGGUCUACAGCGAAUACUACUUCCUCAACCCUCCGAAUCAAAACAUUCAUCCAUCCACCAAUCCCGUAUAUACCAUCGGCGACACCCUAGAUAUCAAGUGGGGAUCAACAACGGACAGCGAGUCCAUGUCACUUGACCUACUUCUAUAUCAAGGCGGUGGAACUAGCGAUGGGUUUUAUAUCUUUCGAAACAAGGCCGGUAGGUGGUCAUACAAUUGGACCAUCGAAAUCCGUAACCUAAAUCUCACCAAGUCCAACCAGUUCUGGAUGGAGUUCCCCUCUGCUGGGGAGUAUUCAUCAGGGACUGAGGAGAACACGUAUACCCUUGCUUUCAACUUGACGGAACCUCCCACCACAACCUCUGUGUCGAUAGCAACCCCAACCUACGUGCCGUCAUCGCCAAUUUCAACGUCAACCACUGCUUUAAGUACACCGACACCGACCUCAUCGCCUAGUACAGAGGCUUCCCAAUCUUCACACGGUCUAUCGACGGGUGCGAAGGCUGGAAUUGGUGUCGCUGUCCCAGUUGCCGUCGUUGCUGCCUUUGCGGCUGGCAUAUUGUAUUCACGGCGAAAACAAAAGAAUCCUACUGUCGAGCCGAUGGAGAAACAACCUGCACGGGAUUCGCUGGUAAACAUGUAUGAACAUAAUCCGUCAUAUACUUCCGCUCCUCUCAAUGAGCUUGCGGACACAUCGCUAAAGUUACCCUCUGAGCCAGUUGAGAUGCCUGCACUCUCCAAAUAA
This is a messenger RNA of Talaromyces rugulosus, 939 nucleotides long. RefSeq lists its product as uncharacterized. The coding region runs from base 1 to 939 and encodes 312 amino acids. Lineage: Eukaryota; Fungi; Ascomycota; Eurotiomycetes; Eurotiales; Trichocomaceae. The transcript has 3 exons. The record is from RefSeq and is a predicted model, not a curated record.